CAUUGUCAGACUAUUGUCGCCAUGUCUGCUGAACAUCCAACGCUUGUGGCGGCCAUUCGCCAAGGCCAAUUGAACCCCCGUACAGGCCAAUUCAAGCACCAGGGUAGGACCUUGUCUUUGAGCGAGACCUUGAAGCAAGAUCUUAUCGAUACGGAGUCUCAUUUAACGGAGGGCAUGUCUUUGAGCGACGCCCUAGGGCAAGGCCUGAUCGAUAGCCGCUCCGGCAAAUUUGUGGACCGGUACUCCGGCCAUUGUGUGCCACUGUCAGAAGCUAUUCAAAGAGGCCUUUUAGAUCCCAAUCGCCUUGAGAUAUUUGACACGAAGUCGCAACAAAAGAUAACUCUGCAAUCCGCUCUGAACUCCAAUGUUAUCAUUGAGGCGAAUGGCAAGUACCACACUGGGAAGAUCGAAUUGCCUCUAAAUGAAGCGGCUAAGAAGAACUUCAUUUACAAUCCAUUGACACUGAAAGAAUGCGACGAUUACGAGCUGUUGCAAGAAGAAAAUGCCUCAAUCAAGGACCCCAUAAACAACACUUCCAUGAGUCUCUUGGAUGCUGUUGGAGCUGGGAUCCUGGAUGUUGAUCUUCAAUCGAUCAAAGACACUCGUCGCGAUCAAUACGUGAAUUUGGCAGAGGCCUUGAAGACGGAUAUUGUUGAUCCCAAGCGAUUCGAGUUCCUAGAUACCGCCUCAGGGGACAAAAUUCCGUUGUCCGAGGCUGUGAAAAAGGGAUACUUGACCACCGUGGCCCAAAAAUCCAUUUUUGACAUUGACGGAAUCAAGGAUCAGAGCACUGGUGAUUUCAUUAGUUUCAACAUCGCUCUCGAUAAAGGUGUGAUCGAUAAAGUCAGUGGCAAGGUUGUGGACCAAAGAACCAAGCACAAACUUGGAUUCUCCGAAGCUGCUCAAAAGGGAUUGAUCCAGGAUCAGCUUCUUGACAUGUUAAAACGCCCCAUUGGAAUUAAGAAUGCGAGCGGAAAAGAGGGUUCUCUACUUGAGGCUGUCACCGACGGAAAAGUUGAUCCCAACUCGGGACUCAUCAUUGACACUACCACCACCAAAACGAUUCCCUUGGAACAAGCUAUUCAAAAGGGAGUCAUCACUGCGUUGGGCGCGGCCGUCCUGAAAAGUUUAUUGAAUAUCACUGUCACAACAGCUACAGUGACUCAAACAGUUCGAAGAUCUGUUCAAAUAUCGUCUGGCGAUGUCCAUGAAGGUGGACUUCUCUUUGAUGACGCUAUGAGGCACGGUUGGAUUGAUGAAGCCAAGGGUUUAUUUAAUCACCCUGAAAGUGGAAAGAUGCCCAUUGAAGAGGCGCUCAGCUUGGGAUUGUUGCAGAUGACAUCGUCGUCGUCUAGCUCCACGUCCAUGAGAAAGUCCUCCCAGAUGUCCUCCUCGAGCUACUCCCAACAUAGCUCAAGUCGGUCGUCACCGAUCAAAGAACAUCGCUCCGAUGAGUCCUCGCCACGGGAUUCUAGAGGCCAAUCUCCAGACAAGUUUGGCCGAAAAGAGUCCGUGACUUCAUCUCGAAAGACAUCAACUUCUAGCAAUGGAAGUAGCUCCCUGAGGAGAUCGGUGAAUCCGCCUAAAAGUGGGACCACUCAAACGAGGAAAGACUCAAGAGUGGAGGGUCUUGAUACUGCUUUUGAGGGCACCGAGGUCUCGUCAACGACUACGUUUUCGGCCUUCAAAUCAAGUAGCGUGUACCAAUCGAGUAUGGAUUGUGAAUCCACCAAUGGAUCCACGCGAGACUUGAGCGUUCCAUCCUUCACACUAAAAGAUGCCAUUGACGAUGGUUUAUUGGAUGGUGCAAAAGGAUUGUUUAAAGUGCCAAACUCGGAAAGCACCAUUAAUUUCAAAGAAAGUGUCGAAAUGGGCUACAUCAGAUCAAGGUCGGCCUCGGUGGUGCUCACUGAAAUGGAGCAGCCUCCAAUGAAUUUAAAGAAGGCUCUAGAGCGCGAUUUUAUGGAUGAUUUUGGCGUAACUAAGGAUGGUAGACGUACGUACACCAUUCAACAGGCUAUGAGGACAGGGAGGAUAAAAAACAUCAAGACCUCUUCCCAACGGAGCUCUUCAAGAGCCUCAAUUGCCUCUGAGAUCGACACUGGAGACGAUUACAUCGACAUUCAGCAACGAAUCAGGUUCAAGAAGAAUACUGGAGCCUUCGAGGUUCACCCCGACCUUACUCCAGCGGACCUCUUGCAAGCUCUUCAAGAAGACAAAUUGAGACCCCAUGAUAUUAUGGUACGUUGCCCAACGAAAGAGAACACUUCUUUGAAUAUUCUCGAGGCAAUUCGAGCAGGAUAUAUUGACAAAAAUACUGGAGAGUAUACGACGAACAAAGGCAAGAAGCACAACAUUGUCGAUGCCAUCAAGUUUGGUUACAUUACCUUCAUGGGCAUUCCAAACAAGACUUCGCCGUCCACCGAACAACAAAACAUUGUCGCCCCGUCCAAACAGGGAAUUCGGGAUGGAACCAUUCAUGCUCGAGUGGUUCAGAGUGGUGUGACAACGACCAGGAUUUCGUCCUUCAUGGUUGAGGUACCGGGAACCGACGAGGAAAUUACUUUGGAUGAGGCUGUCAGUCGUGGAUUGGUUAGUGAGGAAACGGCCAAGCUUUACAAGGAAGAGGUCACCACAGAUUCUCAAGUAGAAUCUGUUGUGGUUCUCAUAACGAAUCCCGAAACUGGCGAAGAAAUUCCGAGCGAUGAGGCUGUGGCCAAAGGCAUUGUAACCCAAGAGGAGGUGGAAGAAUUUCUUCAUAUGCAAGACCACCAGGCUACUUCGGUCUCCGAGGUUCGACGAGGUUCCAAAGCCAUUGGCAAAGUGGAAGCUGGAAAGAUCCAAUCAACAUUAACCAAGAGACCUAGUAGCCCCAGUAAAGAUCACUCUAGGCCCUCGUCAGCUGCCUCAAGAGAACCUCAACGGAGUCUUUCUCGUUCGUCAUCUCGGCGAACAACUCCAUCCAGGAGUUCACCUUACGAAGAGCCGUCGAAACCCGCCUCUAAAACACCCUCUACCAGAUCAACACCUUCAAGAUCUGUGCCCAUUUCGAAGGAAAGCUCCCCUACGAAGUCAUCUCGAGAGCCUUCAUUUCCAAUUUCUCCUGAGAAGGAUAAGGUUUUCAAAAAGCCUGCACCCCCAGGUCGUGAAACCAAUGGUUCUGGUCCUGGAAGAUCUAUUCCAGUUACGAAGGAGACCCUCCCUACUAAUGGAACAACCGCAACCAAUGGCGUGCCCAAGACUAAACCAACCUCAAGACUUCCGAGGAGAUCGCCUUCACCGCCCAAACCUGGAUCACCCGUAAAAGAGUCGAGACCAUCUUCAGUAGGCAAGCCCUCUACUUUACCAACGAAGGAGACUGGUGCUCCAAAGAGACCCACGUCCUUGGGAUCACCUACAAAAGAUAAGCCUUUCCACAAGAGCCCGUUUUCUUCUCGGCGCGAGUCGCCCAAAUCCCCGACAAAGAGUUUCUCACCAGCUCUAUCGAGGUCCUCCUCUCAAAGGGCUAAAACAAGGAAGACGUCGUCGUCUUCUUCCAACUCCUCCUCUGGCAGCUCAUCAGACGAAGAUAAAGACCAAUACCGCACGGAAAUGACCAUAGAUCUGGACAAGCAGAUCGACAAGGAGGAUUAUGCGUCAAUUACUCGGACCGAGAGUGCUUCUCACACCGUGCGGACACAAAUUGUAAACUUGAAACCUGGCUAUGCUCUCUCAACUUUGGAUAAUGUCCGCAAUUUAGCCACUGGUGAGACCAUGUCAAUCUAUGAAGCCAAACUUCGAGGAAUCGCGUCAGACGUCCGAGAUGAUAAAUCCGAGUAUGUGACUCAACAAGUCCGGGUCUUCGUUAACGAGGCCAUCAAUAAAGGACUCAUCAACUUUACAUCAGGCACUUUCACGCACCCAAUUUCAGGCGAGCCUAUGCCCAUUGGAGAUGCCAUUCGCCAAGGUCUUUUGAUCACCAAUUUGAAGGACGAUAAAACAACUGAAGUUUCCUACUUCAACAAAGAAGCUCAAACAAUCUCUCUGGGCGAUGCUUUCCAACAUUGCUUUGAUUUGAAGACUAAGAAAUUCCACAAAUCUGCCUCCCAAGAGAAGGUUACGCUAACCCAGGCAGUCGAUGAGGAAUGGAUCAACGGCCAAGAUGUGAUCUUUGACGUGUCUUCAAAUUCUCAGACUACGCUCAAAGAAGCUCUAGACACUGGAGUCAUCAAUGGUAAGACUUGCGAGUACACUGUCAAGACCACAAAAGAGAAGUUCUUCAUUCUUGAGGCAGCUCAGAAAGGUUUGGUGGCCGUCUUCCCGGAAGCUGAGCCUGAACUUGAAUUGGCUGAUGUUACAUACACUCUACAAGAGACGUUUGACAAUGGAGUCUUUGAUAAAAGGACCAAUCUGUUCAUGGAAGUCGUCAACCAAAAGGAGAUCACCAUUAUCCAAGCCUUGCGUGUUGGACUUAUCGAUUUCCGAUCUGCUGAAGUUCGAAACACCAAGAGUGACGACACCUUGAAUCUCUAUGAAGCCAUUGAGGAAGGGGUCAUCAAUAAGAAAUCUGGCAAGUUUGUUAACCUCAAGACCCAGACCGAAAUGACACUCUUUGAAGCCUAUGAACAAGGGUUUAUUGUUGCUUUGGAACGCCAAGGCUCUCCAUUUGAGUGCAUCACCUUGUGGGAUGCCAUAGAUCGAAACCAGCUGGAUACCCAAACUGGCAUGUUCUAUUCCGUUCACGAAGAAAAUAAGAAGAUGACCCUAGAGGAGGCCGUCUAUCGGAAGUACAUCGACAAGAAAUCAGCCUUUGUCAAGGACACUUGGAAACGCAAAUAUUGCAGUCUGUCCGAGGCGUCACGGAAGAACGUCAUCAAAGACGGUCGUGUCAUGAACACAACCACAGGCAAGUACCUAUCUGUCCAAGAAGCCAUCGAUCUCGAAAUUAUCGUUCGCGAUAUUCGACAUCUGUCUUUGAUCGAGAUUCUCGACUUUGGCAUGUACCAGCCUCACAGCGGUCAAUUGAUCAUGCCUGGGUUCGACCGUCAAAUAACAUUACGCGAAGCUAUAGAAUUCCGUCUCAUCGACCAUCAGAAAACGAUUGUGAAGAACCAGAAAUCCCAACGAUACAUUAGCACCCUCGAGGCCCUCCGCUCGGGUGACAUUGAUGGCAACACCGGCAUGUACGGUUCCAUGAACUUGCUCGAAGCCCGCUCCAAGGGCUACCUCCUAACCAAUGAUGCUAUGAAAGCCGUUCAAGAGAAAUUCCGCCAAGCUGGCGAGAAUUUGGAUGAUUUGAACUCAUGGUUGGACAAGAUUGAGCGAGAGAUCGCUGGACAAGAGGCCUUGAGCGAAGAUGUGACCAAUUUGAAGAGUCAGAUCAAGACCAUGAAGGUCAUCAAGGAUGAUGUGGACGACCACAACCGACCAGUCAACAAUACUAUUGACAUUAUUGUUGAACUGGUUGAGACCGGAUCUGACGUGCUCAGCUCUGCCGAACUCAACCAACUCCAAACCGAGGGCAAGCGUCUCAAAGAGCGUUACACUUAUGUGUCUGAUAGCUCUGACAAGCUCAUGAAACGAAUGGCAUCUGCAAUGGACGAGUUGGCUAAAUUCCGCGGCGAGAUGGGAUCUUUCCGUACCUGGUUGGAGAAGGCCUUUAAGACCCUAGAAGACAAAGAGAGACAAUUGGCCAACCUGAACAAGCUCCAAGGCAACGCCGACGACAUCAAGUCCUUCGUCAGUGACGUCAUGACGCAUGGAGCUGACCUUAAGUUCUUGACCAUCUCCGGGCAAAAGUUUGUGGAUUUAUCCAAGGAUUAUGUGUCAUGUUUGAACGAGUUCCGCGUGAAGCUCCGAUCAAGUCACUUGAAGCAAGGGGAAUCCCAAGUCUCUGACGAAGUUACUCGAGUUUCGGGUGAUUAUCAUGAAUUGUUGGAGCGUGCCAAUCGCUUGGCCGACCGGUUCACUCGUGUGGGAAGCAAGCAACGGGAUUACAACGAUGCCGUGGACCGUGCCAAGAAAUGGUUGGGACAAACAGAACCAAAGGUCUCCAAAUUGUGCUCUGAACCCAUCGGAGCCGAGCCUCGUGUGGUUGAAGACCAACUCAACCGAUCUAAGGCUCUUCAUAACGAGAUCAUUGCCAAUCGGAAGCUCGUUGACGAUGCCAAACAAGCGGCUUUUAAUCUGUUGUCUUCCUUGGACGACGGUCAAAUGUCUCCUCAAGAGCGAAGACAAAUCGAAGUCACGCCCAAUGAACUCCAAGAACGGUAUGAUUCGAUUAAUGACGCCAUGGCAUCUCGAUGCGCCGAAUUGGAUAGCGCCCUUGUGCAAAGUCAAGGCGUUCAAGAUGCUUUGGCUAAUAUUGAUGGAUGGUUAAAUUUGGCUGAUAAUCAAUUGAAAUCCAUUAAUAAACCCGCCAGUCUCAUUCGUGAGCGACUGGAUGAACAAAUCCGACAAGUUAGAAUCCUCCAAGCCGACAUCGACAGCCACGAGCCCUCCAUUCAAAAGAUGUACCAAGCCGCUCAGGAUUUCGUUCAAAGCGCCAAGAACAUACGCGAGUCCAAGAAGAUCGAGACAAAGGUUAAGGAAGUCCAGAAGAAAUUCGAGGGUCUGAUCAAAACCGUCGAGAACCGGGCUAUCUUCUUGGAUGAGGUUUCCCGUGAGUUGGAUGACUUCACCGUUCGCGUCGAGAACUUUGAUGAAUGGUAUGUCGAGAUGAUUGACAUCUUGGAAUCGCGAGAAAUGCUCGCCAUGGAUGCGGAUGAAUCUGGAGCCAAGAUCGACGAAAUCUCCCGACGCAAGGAUCAGAAGCGACCUGAUUUCGAAGAUAUGAUGAGAAUUGGCAAGAACUUGGUGUCCAAGAAGGAUGUCACGGAUAGCGGACCCUGCAAGGAUACCCUGAAGGAGUUGGAAGAGAAGUGGAACGAACUUGGAGAAAUUCUCGGAGAACGGCAAAAUUUGGAUCGAGCCCGAAAGCAGUCUCUGAAUGCCUACGAACAGUUGAGGAUGGAUGUCACCCGUUGGCUUUCCAACAUGGAAAGAAAGGUGGACAGUUUGGAACCCGUCGCCGUGGAUUCUGACAUUCUCAAGCGACAAAUUGAUGAAGUCAAGCCCUUGAUUCAAGAACACUCCAGCUAUAGCAAGACCAUUGACAAGUUCAACGAGAUUGCCAUUCAAUACGAUUCCUUCCUCCGUGGAAACAUGGAGAAUGGAUCUAGCGUGAACCGAAGAGCUAGCGUCACCCCAAGGAAGUCAUCGUUGACCCCUGCUCUCUUGAGCAAUUCCAGGCGGCCCUCUGCCAUUUCGGGCAAGUUUGGACCAGCUGGAUCUCGACGAGAGUCGGCUGCUCCCAUGUUCCAAGAUCAAAGCCCCGUUCAGCUUCAAUUGGCCGAGGUCAACAACCGUUAUGACAUGAUUGGAAUGCGAUUGAGUGAUCGUGACAAGGAUUUGGUCAUCCGGAAAGAGGAAAUCAGAAUUCAUUUGGACAACAUCAAGAAGAUUCAUGCCUUUUUAGAGAAACAAGAACGUAACUUCCCCCGAGAUACUGUUCCAACAGAUAAGAGAGAGUCUGACAAGAUGCUUCGAGUAAUCAAGGGUAUCCUCGAUCAGCUCUAUGAGAACCAACCCCUCCUCGACGAAACCAAGGUGGGUGUUAAGGAUCUUCUGAAGAAAAACAGAGACGCCCCUGGAGCACCCGAAUUGGAAGACCGUCUCAAUGAAGUCGUCUUGCGAUGGAAGGACCUUCAAGACAAAUGCAAGGAGAAGGUCGAUCUCUUGGACGAGCUCAAGGACUUCCACGAGUUGCACGAUAGCCUCAACAACUGGCUGAACGCCAAGGGACGCAUGAUGAACGUACUCGGACCGAUUGCUUCUGAUCCUCGUUUGGUCCAAAACCAGAUGAGUCAAAUUGCCGUCAUGAGAGAAGAAUUCAAUGAAAAACUUCCCCAGAAAGAUCGGUUCAACGAGAUUGGCGAGCUCUUGCUUCAAGACGGAGGUGAUAAGCAAGUCGAAGACAAGCUGGACAACAUCAACCACAAGUGGGACGACCUUUUGGCUCAACUCGAAGAACGCGAGAGGGCUCUGGAUGCGUUGGCAGGUCCAACGAGGGACUUCAUGAACCUCACCAACAAGCUCACUGACAAUCUGGGCAAGAUCAGUGAUGGUCUCGACGACGUGGCUACAAGCAAGGCCGAUCCUGAGCAAAAGAUGAGAAGUUUGGAAGGCAUCUCCAACGAUUUGGACAAUCAACGCCCUCUUUGGGCCGAGAUCGAAUCAGUCGGAGAUCAGUUGAUGGACAUCCUCACGGAUCCUGCCUCCAAAUCCGAGAUCAAGGGCAAGUUGGGACAAGUUGAGCGACAGUUCAAUAACUGUCAAAAGAAGUUGGACAAUGCCUUGGCUGAGCUUGAGAAUGCUGCCCGCGAAGGUCGAGAAUUCGAUUCUGCUUGCGCCAAUAUGGAAGAUAUGCUCGGGCAAUUUGAACACAUGCUUGCCGAUAAACUAGCCAUAUCUGCUGAUAAGGAGAUCCUCCGACAGCAAAUCCAAGAGUAUGAACCCAUUUACCAAGAGAUCAUGGGCAAGGAACACGAAGUCAUUAUGAUCAUCAACCGGGGUCGCGACAUCAUAACCCGAGCAAAGAAGGGUGACACCAGGACCAAGCAAAAGCUCGAGAACAUCGAAAAGACGUGGCAGAAACUUAAGAAGAUCGCCCAAGACCGCCAGAAGCGUUUGAACACUGCCAUGGAACAUUGCAGGAAGUACAACUCCUCCUUGGAUCGCUUCAUCCCAUGGCUGGAAAAGGCAGAGACCACCCUCGAAAGGAUGGCUCCUAUUAGCUUCGUCAAACCAGAGCUUCAGAAACAAGAGAAGGAGUUGCAAUCCUUCAGAAACGAUGUCAAUCGUCAUUCAUCCGAGUAUGAGGGGACCACGUCGGGUGGUUUCACUUUUGUGGAUGCUUGUGAUGUGGACAAAGAGAUUGUGAAGGAAGAGUUGGCUAUUCUCAAAGAGCGAUGGGAUAACCUGAACUUGAGUAUCACUGAUCGAAGCCAAGCCAUUGCCGAUAUCUUGAACAAGUUGGGCGACUUCAACGAUGACGUUAGGGAUUUGGGUAACAACUUGAACCGAAUGGAGGACAAGAUGAAGUCUCUCGAUAAUGCACCUCAAGAUGCCAAAACAUUGGAUGCCAUCAAGGGUCUUUUAGAAGAUGCGAAUGGCUUGGACAAGCUAUUUGGUAAGGUCCAGAAGAAUGGGGAUGACCUUAUAAAUGAUGCCGACCACCUUGGCUCGGAUGCCAGCAACAUUCAAGAUACUGUGGGACGACUAGGUGAUCGAUUGGGUGACCUUCGUGAUCGUCUGGAACACAAAGCGGAUGACCUUCAAAAUGCAGGUCAAGCUUUGGGCGAAUUCAACGACAAGAUCAAGGAGCUUAACAACGCUCUGUCCAUGUUGGACGAUGAACUCAAUAAGAUGGGCCCUAUUGGUCGCGAUCUGGAAAUCCUCAACCAUCAAAUGGACGAGGUCCACACAUUCGUUUCCAAGAUCCAACGUCAUCGUAUCGAAGUGGAAGAUGCUGCUCAUCUCGCUGAUGAUCUGGCAUCUCGUGGGUUUACCAGUGGCCGUGAGGCCAAGGAAACCAUCAAUGGACUCAACCGACAAUUGGAGAAGUUGGAUUCUCGAGCUCACUCCCGGGAGAAGGAUAUUGAUAGCAUGAUCGUCAAGGUACAAGCUUUCUAUGAUCUUUACUCUGGAGUCAUGGGAGAUAUUCAAGAGGUGAUCAACGAAGAGCGAGCCUUUGGAGCUAUUGGUGGCGAUAUUGACAGCAUCAAGCAACAGCAAGAGGAAUUCAAGAACUUUCAGCGACGUGUGGUUGAGGCUGUGGGCAAAGAAGUCGAGAAGACCAACCGCAAUGGUCAAAGCCUCAUUCAAUCAGCCGCCUCUGGUGUGAAUACCUCUACCAUAGAGCAGGAUUUGGAGAAGAUGAAUGAUCUGUGGAACAGCCUGAAACAGAACAUCGCCGAUCGAGAUCGCAAAUUAGAUCAAGGUCUCUUGCAGUCUGGCAAGUUCCAAGAAGCUCUCAAUGGGUUGUUGUCUUGGAUGGAUGAGAUGGACGACAUGCUGGCCAAUCAGAAGCCACCUUCAUCUGACUACAAGGUCAUCAAGGCCCAAGUCCAAGAGCAAAAGUUUGUCGCCAAGUUAUUGGGAGAUCGGAAGAGUGCCAUCGCUUCACUCGUGAAGAUGGGCAAAGAAAUUGCUGCCACUGCUGAUCCUGCCGAGCGUCGAAAACUUGAGAGUGACAUCAAUAACCUCGAGGGUAGGUACGCCGAUUUGAACAAGCGUUGCCAAGACCGAAUGGAUCUUCUCGAGGAUGCCAUGAAGAUGGCCAAGGAGUACAACGACAAACUUGGACCUCUCGAGAAAUGGCUGGAUAAGACUGAGAAGAAAGUCAAGGAUAUGGAAACCGUUCCAACAGAGGAAGAUCAAAUCCAAAGAAGAAUUCAAGAACACGAUCGCCUUCACGACGAUAUCUUGGGCAAACAGCCAUCGUUCGACGAUCUGGCUGAUAUUGCCAGCGCCCUAAUGCAAGUCGUUGGAGACGAGGAUGCACAAGGAUUGGCCGACAAGAUCGAGGAGCUCACCAACCGUUAUGGCGCUUUGGUCAAUGCCUCUGACAACAUCAGCCAACUCCUCAAGGACUCAAUGGCCGGACUUAGGAACUUGGUCCUGGCUUACGAGGACCUCUUGUCAUGGAUGGAACGCAUGGAACAACGCCUUUCCAAGUACAAGAUUUUGUCCGUUUUCACCGACAAGCUGGUGGUUCAAAUGGAAGAACUCCAUGGAGUCACUGAAGAAGUGGUCUCGAAGCAGAGGAACGUUGAUGAAGUUCUUCAUCACGGCAAUGACCUUAUGAGGAACAUCACAAGUGAAGAGGCCCUCCAACUCAAGGAUAAAUUGGACUCGCUUCAACGCAAGUACAACGACCUCGCCACCAAGGCCGCCGAUCUGUUGAAGAAUGCCCAAGAGAUGCUGCCUUUGGUGCAGAACUUCCACCAAAACCACAACCGUUUGAACGAAUGGAUGACUGGAGUGGAGGGCAUCUUCCAAUCCUUGGACACCUACAACUUGGAAGAUCAAGAGCUUGAAAUCAAGCGCCUCGAGCAGGACGUCCAAGACAACCGACCUCUACUCGAGAGCAUUAACAUUUCUGGGCCUCAAUUGUGUCAAAUGUCACCUGGGGACGGUGCCCGCACCAUUGAAGACCUUGUCACUCGCGACAACCGUCGUUUCGAUGCCAUUUGCGAACAAAUUCAACGCCGUGGGGAGAGAAUCCAACUUUCCAAACAACGAUCAUCUGAGGUUCUUGGAGACAUCGAUGAACUGCUCAAUUGGUUCAGGGAAGUCGAAAACCAGAUCCGCGAAGCCGAUCCACCAUCCUCUGAGCCAGAUGUUAUUCGUGUUCAACUGAAAGAACACAAGGCUCUCAAUGACGACAUCUCCAGUCAAAAGGGGCGUGUUCGUGAUGUCCUGUCAAAUGCCAAGAAGGUAUUGCGCGAGAGUGCUCAAACCAGCGAAACUGAGCAAGUGAAGGAGAAGAUGGAAGACCUCAAGGAGACGAUGGACACUGUGAUCGUCCUCAGCAAUGAUCGUCUCAGCAUUCUGGAACAAGCCCUGCCUCUGGCGGAGCACUUCUACGAGACUCAUAACGAGCUCAGCAAUUGGCUAGAUGACAUUGAGAGAGAAGUGAUGAAUCAACUAGAACCGGGAAUGCGACCCGACCAAGUCGCCAAGCAACAAGAGAUCAACCGCUCGCUCAUUCAAUCCGUCCAAGACCACAAACCCGUCCUAGACCGUCUCAACAAGACCGGAGGUGCUCUAUUGCGCUUGGUUGUCGAGGAUGAUGCAUACAGGGUCCAAGACAUCAUUGAGAACGACAAUCAACGUUACAAUGCCAUCAAAGUUGGACUCCGAGAGCGCCAACAAGCUCUGGAGGAAGCCAUGCAAGAGUGCUCUCAAUUCACAGACAAGUUGGAUGGCAUGCUCAAUGCCUUGGCCAACACUGCCGAUCAAGUGAACAAUGCUGAGCCUAUCUCGUCACAUCCCGAGAAGAUCCGGGAGCAGAUGGACGAUAACAACGCCAUCAUUGACGAUUUGGCCAAGAAGGAGACAGCCUUCGAUGCGGUUAAACAAGCUGCUGACGACAUCAUCCGGAAAGCACCCAACAAGAAUGAUCCCGCCAUUAAGGACAUCAAGAAGAAGUUGGACAAGCUCAACCAAUUGUGGGAUCAAAUCCAAAAGGGAACCAAGGAUCGAUCUGACUCGUUGGAGGAUGCCCUGGCUCUGGCUGAGAAGUUCUGGGAUGAAUUGCAAGCUGUCAUGGCUCGUCUGCGAGAGAUUCAAGAUGCCCUCAACAACCAAGAUCCUCCUGGUGUGGAGCCCAAGAUCAUUGAAGCCCAAAAGGCCGAGCUCAAGAACAUCAAGCGAGAAAUCGACAACACCAAGCCCGGGGUUGAUGACUGCCGACAGACUGGCAAGAACCUUAUCAAAAUGGUGGGCGAUGCCGAGCGACCUGAGCUUCGUCGUCAUAUUGAUGAUAUGGAUCAAGCUUGGGACAACAUCACAUCGAUGUUCGCCAGAAGGGAGCAGAACCUGUUGGAGGCCAUGGAAAAGGCCAUGGAGUUCCACGAAACAUUGCAAAGUUUGUUGGAGUUCUUGGCCAAGGCUGAAAGAAAGUUCGACAAUCUUGGUCCCAUUGGUUCCGAUAUCGACCAAGUUAAGAAGCAGAUCGCCCAACUCAAGGCCUUUAAGGAUGAGGUCGACCCAUGGAUGAUCAAGGUCGAGGCAUUAAACAGACAAGCUCACGACCUCACCGACAAGACCGAUCCUGGCCAAGCUCGAUCCAUUAAGGAACCUUUGGCUGAUGUCAAUAAGCGAUGGGACGAGCUCAACAAGGGCAUCAGCAACCGUCAGAAGGACUUGGAGAAUGCUCUCCUUCGAUUGGGACAAUUCCAACAUGCUCUCAACGAGCUUCUCAUUUGGAUUGAGCGUACCGACAAAACUCUGGAUUCUCUGAAGCCCGUAUUUGGUGACCCGCAGGUGAUCGAGGUGGAAUUGGCCAAACUGAAGGUCAUGGUCAACGAUAUUCAAGCCCAUCAAUCCAGUGUGGACACUUUGAACGAUGCUGGACGACAGAUCAUCGAGUCUGACCAAGGUUCUCGCGAGGCAUCCAACACGCAACAAAAGCUGAAUGAAUUGAACACCAAGUGGAACAACCUCCUAGGUAAGGCCGAAGGUCGUCAAUUGGAGCUCGAGGAUGCACUCCGUGAAGCCCAAGCAUUCAAUCAAGAGAUCCAAGACAUGCUCUUAUGGCUGAACGAUGUGGACGCAGCCCUCUCUCAAUCCAAACCCGUGGGAGGUCUUCCCGAAACUGCCAAGGACCAAUUGGAGCGUUUCAUGGAGGUAUUCAGAGAUCUAGAAUCGACUGGCCCCAAGGUCGAGGCUCUGCUCGCUCGUGGUAAUGACUAUCUCAAGAAGUCCAGAGAUGGAUCCGCCACCAACUUGCAAAACAAUCUCCGAACCUUGAAGUCGCGAUGGGAGAACAUUCUUUCUCGAGCCAACGACAAGAAGAUCAAGCUUGAGAUCGCUCUGAAGGAAGCCACGGAGUUCCAUGAAGCUCUUCAAGCCUUCAUCGAUUGGUUGACUAGUGCUGAGAAGCGAUUGAGCAGCCUCAAACCCGUGUCGCGCAUCCUUGAAACCAUCAAGAUCCAAAUCGAAGAACACAAGGAGUUCCAAAACGAAGUCUCCUCUCAACGCGAGACCAUGUUGUCUUUGGACAAGAAGGGAACUCACUUGAAGUACUUCUCUCAAAAGCAAGACGUCAUUCUCAUCAAGAAUCUCUUAGUGAGCGUCCAAAACCGUUGGGAAAAGGUUGUGUCCAAAUCUGCCGAGCGCACUCGCGCUUUGGAUUAUGGAUACAAAGAGGCCAAGGAGUUCCACGACGCUUGGGAUCAUAUGUGCACUUGGUUGGAUGAGGCCGAGACCAGGAUGGGCGAUUUGGGAUCCCAAAACAAGAACGAUCCCAUCAAGAUCAAGAAGGAAAUCGAGCGUCACAAGCAGUUCCAGAAGGAGCUUAGUGCCAAGCAGCCCAUGUAUGAUUCCACCAUGAAGAACGGGAAGCAACUCAAGGACAAGGCACCCAAGACCGACGAGCCGGUCAUCAAGAGCAUGCUGAUCGAACUGAAGGAGAAGUGGCUCAAGGUAUGCAACUUGUCUGUGGAGAAGCAGAGGAAACUCGAAGAGGCCCUCCUGUUCUCGGGUCAAUUCAAGGAUGCUCUCAAGGCUCUUAUGGAUUGGCUCAAGGACAUGGAGAUGGCUCUCGACAACAAGACUCCAGUUCAUGGUGAUCUCGACACCGUGAUUGGUCUUGUUGAGAAGCACAAGAACUUUGAGCAAGAGUUGAAUGGACGCUCCGAACAAGUUGAUUCUCUCAAGCGAACCGCCGAAGACCUCCUUGAAACCGCUGAACGCGAAGAUGCAGUCAAGAUCCGUGCUCAAGUCACCGAGUUGACCAACAAGUGGGAGAAUGUCUGGUCGCUGAGCAAGAACAAGACCAAACGUCUCGAAGACGCCCUCAAACAGGCUGAGGAGCUCCACAAGUCCGUGAACAUGCUCUUGGAGUGGCUUUCGGAUGCUGAAAUGAAACUCCGAUUCUCCGGACCUUUACCCGAGGACGAAGAUGAGGUCGAAAGACAGAUCCGCGAGCACGAGAAGUUCAUGGCCGAGCUCAAGGAGAAAGAGAAGGACAAGGACUACACGCUCAAACUAGCCCAAGAGAUCUUGGCCAAGUGUCAUCCUGACGCCGUGAACGUGAUCAAGCACUGGAUCACCAUCAUCCAGUCGCGUUGGGACGAAGUGGCUUCUUGGGCUCUCCAACGCAAGGACAAGCUCGACGACCAUUUGAAACAGCUCAAGGACAUCCUCGCCCUCUUGGACGAGCUCAUGCAAUGGCUCAUAGGAAAGGAGAACGUCCUCACCGACCUCGAACGCGAGCCUCUACCGGAUGAUUUGGAGAUCAUCCGACAACUCAUCGAUGAGCAUCAAUCGUUCAUGGAUGGAUUAUCCACACGUCAACCCGAGAUCGACUCCGUGUGCAAGCCGAUGAGACCCAAAUCCACAGCUCCUUCCAGCCGCCGACCAUCGCGAAUGAGCAAGGCCCCUGGACGAGAAUCCCGAGAACAUUCGCCCGAUUUUGAUCCCUCGCGUAGACCAAGCCAUUGGAUCGACAGAGAGUGGAGCUCGCCCUCACGGGAUUACCCUAAACCCUGGCUUGAUUACUUAUAUGAGCAAAGCUCAAUUCCCAUCAGAGAUGAUAUCUACGGAGGUCGUAGAACAAGCCGAAUCAGCCCUGGAGAUCGGGCCACGCCUGAUCGUCGACCCAGGUUUGACCGGAAGGGAAGCCGUGCUAGUGUGAGCUAUGACCAAGGCAUAAAGAAUCCUCGAGCCAAGGCUCUGUGGGACAAAUGGCGUCAUGUGUGGAUGAUGGCUUGGGAACGCGACCGCAGACUCAAGGAGAAGUUGAGCUACCUCCAAGAGUUGGAGAACGUGAAGAACUUCAACUGGGAAGAAUGGAGGAAGCGCUUCCUGAAGUUCCACAACAACAAGAAGUCCCGUGUGACCGAUCUGAUGAGGAAGUUGGACGAGGAUGUUGACGGUUUCUUGGCUCGCGACGAGUUCGUCGAGGGCAUCCUCAAGAACAAGUUCCCCUCAUCUCGCUUGGAGAUGAAUGCCGUGGCCGAUAAGUUCGAUCACGGCGAGGGUAUGAUUGAUUGGAGGGAGUUCAUGGCUGCCCUUCGACCGGAUUGGGAGGACCGUGGUCCUCUGACCGACACCGAGCGGAUCGAUGACGAAAUCAACCGUCAAGUGUCCUCUUGCACGUGUAGACAGAAGUUCAAGGUGUUCCAAGUGGGAGAAGGAAAAUACCGGUUUGGCGAGUCUCAAAAGCUUCGGUUGGUCCGCAUCCUCCGAUCUACUGUCAUGGUCCGUGUUGGCGGCGGUUGGGUCGCUUUGGAUGAAUUCCUGGUCAAGAAUGAUCCUUGUCGAGUGGUGAUCCACAACCUGCCCAAUUUGGAGACUCCUGAUGAGCAUGAGUGGUGGUGUCCUUUUGGGAUACAAGUGGAGAUCAUCCGCAUGAACUCCACAGGUUCUUUAUCCGGUGGCAAUGAAUCGCGAAAGGCCAGCACUAAUAGCAGAAAAAGUUCCAAGGGCCGAACCAAUGUGGAACUCCGGGAACAAUUCACCCUUGCUUCGGGCGUGUCUCAGAGUAUGACGCCCUUCAAGAGCAGGGCUUCAGUGUCUGGAGCUUCUGGUCAACGACCAAGCGUCUCUGGACCCAUCACGAAGAUCAAAGAGAAAUCCGAAAGAAGUUUGCCAAUGCAAGGCACCCGCCAAUCCUUUGAUGCGGGUGGUGCCAGCUACGCCGAUGACACCAUGGCGUUCCAAUCUCGGCGCUCAUCUGCCAUGCCAAGUGGAUCCCGCAACGGGUCCCGGCCUCCAUCUCGAACCGGCUCAAACAUGUCCCUGAAUUCGGAUGACUCGCCUCGUGGAACUUCCGUCCGGCGAUCGUCGAGUAUGCGCUCGGGUGGGCGUGUUUCCUCGCUCCGCCCCAACCCGGUGGGUUUUGGCUCAUCGGCGCCGCGGAAGGCCUCCUCUCCGAUGACCAAUGGGAAUCGGAUGAGGACCAAUAGCAACUCGUCCACCGAUCGAACCCCGAUGUCUGCCAGGGUACGAUCCAAGUCGUAUAUAACCCCUCGGCCGAGUCCGCUAAUCAAGACCGCCUCCGCCACUAACAUUCCCGUCUUCGUGGGCUGCUAUUCAUCCAGAGAUAAUUUGUCGUCGGCAAACACGACACCGCUAAGCAUCACGGAAGAUCUGUUAGGCCAUCAAAUGGGCAAAAAGAGGUCGUUCAUCCCUCGCUAUGCGGGCUAUCCGUCCUCUGCCGGACGAUCCACGGUUCAGCGAAGCAUUUCGGUCACCGCCGAUUUGGCCGAGUUGACUGAAGCCAAUUUGGCGGCCGAAUGCGGUGAUGAGACGUACGACGAGGCCGAGGAGGACAAUCUCUCGGGCAUUCUCGAGACCCAAUCCGAAACGGGCCUCGUCGUCACGCCUUACACCAAUAAACGCAUUUAUCGCCAGGCCCCAAGAACGAGAUUGAGGGGUGCUAAGUCAGUGUCCAGUUUGUGUCAUGCCAAACGAACCUCCUACAUCACGGCCAGGUCGAGGACGCCGUCGUCGUCCAGCAUCCCAGUACCAAUUAACCAAAGAAACCGCACUCCGUCGGGCGCGGGCGGAUCUUCGGCCACCUCCGGCCGGAUCCAAAGAAGUGGGAGUGGUGUAGCUUCGAAUUUCGACUCUCGUCGCACCUCCAAGACCACCACGUCCUAUGGCGCAGAUGGGGCCCGAAUCACGUCCACCACCACUACUUUCAAUACGGCUGGGACGAGCUCGGCCAAAUCGGAGGGCGCUUUCGGCCAACAAACGGCUACGCGGAAUUGGUAGACUCUCCGGGGAAGACGUGACAAGACCAUCUAGCCCUCUCGAAGAAUCUCGUCUGCUCUUCGAUAUAAAGCAGACAUGCCCCCACCCCAUUCACACUCAUCCCUACAUAAGCACGAUAUAUGCCUAACGUAUGUCGUUUUCUAACCGACUAAAAUGAAGAUGAUGUGCAAUUGACGCUGCCAUAUUCAAAAUCCAUCCAGUAUGAGAACACGAGGUGAGCGAGUCUGAGAGUGAUUGAUUGAGUGAGUGAGUCAGUGAGUGAAUGACAAGUCACGUGAGACAGAGACGAAUGGCCUGGGGUGUGGCCCAAUAAUUUAUAAUACUGUGAUACUCAACAAUGGUUUCCAUGAAGACUUCGAGAACUAUUCCUUAACACUAGAGGAGGUUCCUGACUUCAAAGUGCUGCUCAAAUGAAAACACCAAAUCAGCCCUGUACUAAUAAAGCAACAGGAAAUUCAAGUCCGAAGAGAAAUCUAUUACUUCGCAUUAUGGUCAUCAUCAUCAUCAUCAUCGCCGUCGCCUUCUCGCUAAUCCGAUUAAUCCUCGUAUUAUUAUCAGCCAAUCAUCAUCGUCACUUCCUUGUCAUCCUCUCCUCCCCUUGGAUGAUAGAAGAAGACAACUUCACAAACCCAUACACAUUCCAUUAUUAUUAAUCGUCAAAACAAGAAUCUAAUGGUGCUCCAAGUCCAAGUAAUUACUUCAAUAGUCAGUCAACAAACAACAAACCAAACCCAAAUCAAUCAAUCAGCGUGGUUGGGGAAGAAAAGACCAGACAAUCCUUCCUGUGGAACAACAAUGGAACGAGCAAAAAAGACUCCUAUCAAACAUUGGUCGCAACAUGAGCAGUGUCCAUGGGUGGAUUGGAGAGGGCGGGUUUUAUCUCCGGACGGGUUCGGGGUAUCAACACAUAUAUAAAUCGCCACCGAGGCCACCAUCUUCUCGAACGUGAAGUAAUCCGGACCGGUUAAAUUACCCACCUCUCCAACCACUGAAUUUGGACUUGAAUCAUUAAUGGCCGCCCUCAACUCAAGCGGAUGGAAGGGUCGAGACGUUUUCAUUGACAGGUCGCGGUUUUGGGAUCUGGUUCGAAUUGAAUUUUAGGUGACUAUAUAUGUCCUUGUGUUUUCUGUCUCAUUUCGACUGAAUGAGAAGAUCUAAUAUUUUCCUCGUGAGCCAAGAAAUCAACGAUGAAUUCAGAAAAUUGAAACCAGUCGAGGCAGCAGAAAUGUUGGUGGAUCGAGCCUUCAUGAUUGUAAAAGCCGACCAUGCUUUUAGAUGAGCCACAUGAGCAAUUAUUGGUUCUAUUUUUAUAUUUCGUAAUUUUUGGUCCUGCUGUAGAUGUGUUUCUUUGUUCUCUUCGUUCUUGUGCCGUUGUCGUAUCUUGAAACCUAAAAAUAACUACUUGGAAUGAUUAACAAUGCUAAACCCGAGAAUAUCAAUUAAAGAAUAAACGUAAUACAAGAAA
Tigriopus californicus is the source of this 18991-nucleotide messenger RNA. Its product is annotated as dystonin-like. Bases 22 to 17526 code for a protein of 5834 amino acids. Gene Ontology annotation, molecular function: microtubule binding; calcium ion binding; structural molecule activity. The record is from RefSeq and is a predicted model, not a curated record. Lineage: Eukaryota; Metazoa; Arthropoda; Copepoda; Harpacticoida; Harpacticidae. The transcript has 20 exons. Gene Ontology annotation, biological process: intermediate filament cytoskeleton organization; wound healing. Gene Ontology annotation, cellular component: intermediate filament; membrane; cytoplasm.